AUGUCAGAAACAUCAAAAGAUGAUAUUCCAGCUAUUGCUCUUGAAGCAACACUUAAACCUACAUCAUCAUCUAUUGAUCUUUCAUCACAUUUAAUUGUUCAUGGUUAUGAUUUUAAUAAAUCUCAACCAAUUGAUUAUUUUAAUUUAUUACGUUCAUAUAGCUCUAUUGGUUUUCAAGCAACAAAUUUUGGUCAAGCAUGUCAACAAAUUGAUACAAUGCUUGAAACAAAUUCAAUAAUUUUUUUUGGUUAUACAUCAAAUCUAGUUUCAAGUGGUUGUCGUGAUAUAAUACGUUAUUUAUGUCAACAUAAACUUAUUCAUGUUAUUGUAACAACAGCUGGUGGUAUUGAAGAAGAUUUAAUUAAAUGUUUAGCACCUACAUAUGUUGGUGAAUUUACAUUAAAUGGACAAAAUUUACGUGCUAAUGGUAUAAAUCGUAUUGGAAAUUUAUUAGUACCAAAUGAUAAUUAUUGUAAAUUUGAAGAUUGGCUUAUGCCAAUAUUAGAUCGUAUUGUUAAUGAAAAUUUUAAUAAUUGUAUAUUAACACCAUCAAAAUUAAUUGAAAUUCUUGGAAAUGAAAUUAAUAAUGAAGAAUCAAUUUAUUAUUGGUGUUCAAAAAAUAAGAUACCAGUUUUUUGUCCAGCUAUAACAGAUGGAAGUUUAGGUGAUAUGUUAUAUUUUCAUUCAUAUCGUAAUCCAGGUUUAAAAAUUGAUAUAUUAGAAGAUUUAAAAAAACUUAAUAAUUUAUCUGUACAUGCUAAAUCAACUGGAAUGCUUAUUCUUGGUGGUGGAAUUAUAAAACAUCAUAUUUGUAAUGCUAAUUUAAUGCGUAAUGGAGCUGAUUAUGCAGUUUAUAUUAAUACAGGUAUGGAAUAUGAUGGAUCCGAUUCUGGUGCUAGUCCUGAUGAAGCUGUAUCAUGGGGUAAAAUUCGUUCUACUGCUAAACCAGUUAAAGUUCAUGGUGAUGCUACAUUAAUAUUUCCAUUGGUUGUUGCACAAACAUUUGCACAACAUGUGCAAAGAAAAACAUCUGAUUAA
Molecule: messenger RNA, 1038 nt
Organism: Rotaria sordida
Lineage: Eukaryota; Metazoa; Rotifera; Eurotatoria; Philodinida; Philodinidae
Source: the annotation of a GenBank genome assembly